Messenger RNA from Pistacia vera, 1197 nucleotides. RefSeq lists its product as uncharacterized. The record is from RefSeq and is a predicted model, not a curated record. The transcript has 3 exons. Lineage: Eukaryota; Viridiplantae; Streptophyta; Magnoliopsida; Sapindales; Anacardiaceae. The coding region runs from base 1 to 1197 and encodes 398 amino acids.
AUGGCUAUUCCUACUCCUUCACCAGUUACUGUUCCUUUACGUCGGUCUUCUAGAGUUACCCGACCACCUGUUUGGACAGCUGAUUACAUCUAUUCCACUAUGGAAGCUUCUCACCAUGAUUGGCCACUCCAUCAGAUGGACGUUCAUAAUGUUUUUCUCCAUGGGGAUCUUGAUAAGGAGAUUUACAUGGAUAUUCCUCCCGGUCUUCGCAAUCAGGGGGAGAAUCUUUGGAAUGCAAAGUUUACAGAAGCUCUCACAACCAUUGGAUUCACUCAAUCCAAACUUGAUUAUGCGCUAUUCUCCAAACAAAAGGGUGAGUCUUUCAUCAAUCUCAUAGUUUAUGUUGAUGACAUUCUCAUUACAGGAAACGACGAGAAAGUAAUCAUAGAAUUGAAAGAGUAUUUUCACAAUACAUUCCACAUUAAAGAUUCAGGGGCACCAAAGUUUUUUCUGGGUAUUGAGAUUGCUUGUUCCUCAGAAGGAAUAUCUCUCAGCCAAUGGAAGUAUGUGUUUGAACUCAUUGCAGAUUCAAGGCUAGCCACAUGCAAGCCAAGCAUCAUUCCUGUAGAGCAAAAUGUUAAGCUUACCACACAAGAAUAUGAUGAGAAAAGCCAAAAUCCUGAGAUUGAUCUAUUAUUAAAAGAUAGCUCUAGCUAUCAAUGGCUUGUCAGAAGGCUCAUUUAUCUCACCAUGACUCGACCAUAUAUCAGCUAUGCAGUUCAAAUCCUCAACCAAUUCAUGCAUGCCCCAAAGCAAUCCCACAUGGAUGCAACAAUGAAGGUACUAAAAUAUUUGAAGGGUUGUCCAUGGUUGAGACUUCUUUUACCAAGGAAAGGAGACCUCAACAUCAUUGCGUAUUACGACUCAGAUUGGGGUUCAUGUCCAAUGACAAGAAGAUCCCUCAUUGGUUUUUGUGUUAAACUUGGCGGAUCACUUAUCUCAUGGAAAACAAAGAAGCAAUCUACCAUACCGCUCUCAUUAGCAAAGGAAGAAUACAGAGCCAUGCCCAAAACCACAUGUGAGGUCACAUGGAUUCUUGGACUAUUAAAGGAUCUAAAUCUACAAGUGGAGACACCGAUUAAACUAUAUUGCGACAACAAAACAGCCAAAGACAUCGCAAUCAAUCUAGUAUUUCAUGAAAGAACAAAACAUAUAGAGAUUGAUUGUCACUUUGUCAGAGACAAGAUACAGGUAUAA